GAAGGGGUGUGGUCACGUCAGCGUCCGCGCCUUUGGGCCUGAGGAGUGGCGGUCCGUCUGAGGCGCAUGGUUUUCCCCGCUAAGCGACUGUGCCUGGUGCCAUCCAUGGAGGGCGUUCGCUGGGCCUUCUCCUGCGGCACCUGGCUACCAAGUCGAGCCGAAUGGCUGCUGGCGGUUCGAUCGAUCCAGCCCGAGGAGAAGGAGCGCAUCGGCCAGUUCGUGUUUGCCCGUGACGCCAAGGCGGCCUUGGCUGGCCGUCUGAUGAUAAGGAAAUUAGUUGCAGAGAAAUUGAACAUCCCUUGGGAUCAUAUUCGUCUGCAAAGAACUUCAAAAGGAAAGCCGGUCCUUGCAAAAGACUCGAUGAAUCCCUAUCCCAAUUUCAACUUUAACAUCUCUCAUCAAGGGGACUUUGCAGUUCUUGCUGCAGAACCUGAGCUACAAGUUGGCAUUGACGUGAUGAAGACUAGUUUUCCAGGUGGUCGUGGUUCAAUUUCAGAAUUCUUUCAUAUUAUGAAAAGAAAGUUUACCAGCAAGGAGUGGGAAACAAUCAGAAGUUUUAAUGAUGAAUGGACUCAGCUGGAUAUGUUUUACCGCCAUUGGGCACUGAAAGAAAGCUUCAUAAAAGCCAUUGGUGUUGGAUUGGGAUUCGAAAUGCAGCGGCUUGAAUUUGAUAUAUCUCCAUUAAACUUGGAUAUAGGCCAGGUUUAUAAGGAAACACGUUUGUUUUUGGAUGGGGAAGAAGAAAAAGAAUGGGCCUUUGAGGAAAGCAAAAUUGAUCAACACCAUUUUGUUGCAGUGGCUCUUAGGAAUCCUGAUGGAUCUAGGUAUCAAAAUAGUUCAUAUCAAGAUGAUCCUAAACCAUCCCAGAGGGAGUUUACCAUUCUUAACUUCAAUGAUUUGAUAUCAUCUGCUAUUCCUAUGACACCUGAGGAUCCUUCAUUUUGGGACUGUUUUUGCUUCACAGAAGAAAUUCUAAUACGAAAUGGUACCAAGUCAUGAUAUGAUUUCCUGAGUUAGGAAAUGAAAUGAAAGGGUAAUCUUCUGUAUUCACUGAAAUAAAUUGUCUGAUGUGAUCAAAUUUUAUUUAACAUUUAAAAUUUUUUUUUUU
Messenger RNA from Acomys russatus (golden spiny mouse), 1108 nucleotides. It is a transcript of the gene Aasdhppt, whose product is annotated as aminoadipate-semialdehyde dehydrogenase-phosphopantetheinyl transferase. Gene Ontology annotation, molecular function: magnesium ion binding; holo-[acyl-carrier-protein] synthase activity. The record is from RefSeq and is a predicted model, not a curated record. Lineage: Eukaryota; Metazoa; Chordata; Mammalia; Rodentia; Muridae. The transcript is spliced from 6 exons. The coding region runs from base 67 to 999 and encodes 310 amino acids. Gene Ontology annotation, cellular component: cytosol.